GUUUAUCACUUCAGCACGUUUAUGAUUUAUCCGGUUUAUCUUUAUGCAAGAAAAACGAGUUCCUUUAUAUUGUUCAUAAACGUUUAAAAAUUCUAAAACUAAAAUAAUUUCACCGUCAGGGUCAAAACAGAGUUGGAUGUUCCUGCGGGUAAGGCGGUAAAGCACAGGCGCACACUCCUUGGUAGGGAAAUUCAAUUUUCCGAGCGAGAGUGAGAAUCACCGCACAUCAUCAGCAGCCAGCGGGAAUAUGCUCCCGGUAUGAUCGCAUCUCGUGUGAUCUCGAAGUCAGAGACAGUUGAGAUUUGACCGCGGAUUCGUUCGGCUGUUAAAGUAGGAGGUGCUCCUACCGUUCUAGUGGAAAGGACUUGAAGCAAUAAGUUCACCGAAUAGGUACCAUAAAAGGAAGUGCAGAAUGGCAGACCAAAUAAGUGAUCCCAUACGGAAAUGUUCGAUUAUACUGAAAGGGGCUAAAAACGACACGGAGAAGUUUGCCGCUCUGUUCAUGGUUACCAAGCUGAUUAAGAGCAAGGAUUGUAACAAGGCCGGCAAGCGGUUGCUUUUCGAUUCGAUCGGAUUCGACUUUAUUCGCAGACUGCUAGCGAACAAAGAUGCGCCGGAUGCUUCCGCAUACCAGAGUGUGGCUUUGUCGAUAUUGAGCAGCUUUUGCGACGACGAAGAGUUGGCAACGCACAAGGAUAUGCUGGAGAGCAUUCCGGUUUUUCUCGGAAUCGUAUCCACCUGUGACGACGAAGAAUAUGACGAUAAUCUGAUCGUGAUUAAUGAAGCGUACCAUUGCCUUCAGAGUAUUGCUGCGCAUGAAGCAGGGCGACUAGCUUUAAAGGAACAUGGUGUGAUCAAAAAAAUGGCGGAGGUUUACACCCAGCAGAGCUUUCAGAUUGAUGAGGCUCUUACACUGAUUGUGACGCUAGUUAGCCAUUUCGGUCCGGCUUCCUGGGAGGAUGACCCAACUUUGUUCCAUGCCUUGUUGCAACGAGUUUCAUUGGAUUUCGAAACGGAUCAUGCUGAGCGAAAGUUCGAACUGGCGGAAAUGAUGACGGUUUUGCUGUUCACCUGCAGAAAAGAGUUAAUUUCCAGGACGGUUUCCGGGGAAAUCUGGCCGGAAUGUCUCUACAAGGGCGUUACCGAUAUUUUGAAGAGCAAAAUCGGUAAAGCCCAACGGGAUCCGACGCUGAAACUAACGGCGGUCAUACUGGAUGUGUUGGAUAUUGAGUGGACACUGAAAGAUCAGGAUUGUCCUAAGAAAUUUUUCUUGCUGCUGUUACAGCUAGCCGCCAUUGAAGUGCGCAUGCAAAUGGAUAAUAAAAGUUUUAACCAGGUGCUGGUACAAGCGGACUUGAUUACUGCUUGUUUCACUAUUCUGGAGUUGUCGAUCAACUUCAUGUCUACCGAUCAGAUAGAUUUGGAUCAAAAGGAGAAACAGCAGGUCUACACAGGAUUGAAGGGUGCCUUUACGGCUGUGCUGUCUGUAUUCACCAAACUUUCCAACGACACCAAAAAGGAUAAGCUGCAGAAAAAAGAAAAAGCCUUCGCGUGCGCUAUGAUUCGAGUUUUAAGCGCCUGGAUGGCGCAGGAAACUUCUGCCUUAAAGGCACAGGUGUUCAAGUUAAUCCCAUUCAUUUUUCAACUGGCAAACGAAUCUUUUUACGAGUCACGGGACCAUCGCGUUAAAGCUCGUACAGAGCCAACGGUGGAACAGGCUCCGGCAGACGUGCUUCGUGUAACACUCCCAGCAAUGUGUCAUCUUGUGGUGGAGGAGGAUGCCCGCAAAAUUUUCCUCAAAGAAAAAGAGGAACAGGUUUUGUACGACUGUUUGCUGUUUCACUGGUCUAUUGCUCAUUACAAAAAACCUCCAGUCCCGCGAGCUGAACGUCUUAAGCGUAUGAAUGAGCCUGAUCCGGAGAUGACCCCUCAACAGCUGGAGGAGAUGAAGGAUUCUAGGACAGCCAUCGUUUCGCUUUGUAACAUAUUCAUGAAUAUCACGGUACUGGAACCGAAACUUGUUGAGGAAAGUACCGUUUUUGCCCAAAUGUUACGUUUUAUCUUCGAUAAUCUGCCGGAAUUGAAGGAUACACCUGACAACCUUGUGCUGCAUGGUCAUCUUGCCGUUCUCGGACUGCUCCUGCUAAAGCAGCAGGCAUCAAAAAUUAAAAAGAACGACUUUUCCAUUUGUCGUUAUAUCCAGACGACGAUUCGUUUCCUUUGGGAUGCCUACAACAUCGAUGAGUCCAACGAUCCCCAAGCCCUGGUCGUCUCGCUGACCUAUAAAGAGUACUGGUUCGAGGUGAUGGAGCUGUGGUUCCUGGGAAUGCAAACCAUGAGCGGCAUCAUCAAGCUGAUUCCAUGGAUUUCCGAGUUUGCCGUUGAAUCCGGUUGGGCAGUCGGUAUCAUAGAAACGCUUCGUAAGGUGAAAAUCGGAACGUUGCCACCGAACGUUAAACUGGCAUACGAAGACUUCCUAUCGCAGCUGGUUGACGCCAAUCCGGCCGUCCCAGCCGUACUGAAAAAGGCUGAUGCUCUCAAGGUUUGCCGAAACCAUCGAAUGAUGGAACUGGGCAAGAAGCUGUUUGGUGAUUAAAAUUUAAAAAAAAAAACGUUUUCGAAUUUAUCGUGCUGAUGAUUGAUACAAAUCUUUUGUAUGUUUUGUUUGCUCUACUCUGAAAGUAUGUGUAAAAGUAAUAAAGCAGAAACCUGUAGCGAUUUUUAUU
Molecule: messenger RNA, 2726 nt
Organism: Sabethes cyaneus
Lineage: Eukaryota; Metazoa; Arthropoda; Insecta; Diptera; Culicidae
Gene: Neurochondrin
Product: neurochondrin homolog
Exons: 2
Coding region: 413-2596 (727 amino acids)
Biological process (GO): neuron projection development; regulation of neuronal synaptic plasticity
Cellular component (GO): dendrite
Source: RefSeq, a predicted model, not a curated record